Molecule: messenger RNA, 375 nt
Organism: Gongylonema pulchrum
Lineage: Eukaryota; Metazoa; Nematoda; Chromadorea; Rhabditida; Gongylonematidae
Source: the annotation of a GenBank genome assembly
AUGGCAUAUAUAGAUCCACGGGCGGUAAGUGCUAACUGCAGGCAUGCGGCACAGGAUGGAGCAAUCUGGGAUAGCUGCUCAUGGCACAGUCACUGGCUCAAGGCAUUGUUAGCAUUGUAUGCAGUGUUAACGGCACUGCUUGCCGCACCAGCAACCACCGAACGAGCACGUACGUCUGGCGAUGGUGUUUAUGAUUCGGAACAAUCAUGCUGUUUGCUUAGUAAAUGCAGACAGCAGCAGUGCCGAUUUAAAAUUAUCAGGCGACUUGGAUCCGGUAGCUUUGGCAAAGUAUCACUUGCAUACGAUCGCGAAACUAACAGACAGGUUUCGUCCUGGAUUUCAUCCAACGUUUACCAGACAGUGAACAUUACCUAG